This is a messenger RNA of Sesamum indicum (sesame), 2230 nucleotides long. RefSeq lists its product as uncharacterized. Gene Ontology annotation, molecular function: beta-glucosidase activity. The record is from RefSeq and is a predicted model, not a curated record. Lineage: Eukaryota; Viridiplantae; Streptophyta; Magnoliopsida; Lamiales; Pedaliaceae. Gene Ontology annotation, biological process: glucan catabolic process.
UGGGAGUCUUGGCAGGUGAACUUCUCUACUCACUCAGAAGUGAGUGAGUAACCUGAGAGGUUCUGUUGCUUGCAUCCGUUAUCCACUACUAUCCGGCAACUCAAAAGUCAGGGAUCAACACCAUGGAAUGCAUCUACAAGGACCCAAAUGCCCCCAUUGAAGCCAGGGUCAAGGACCUGCUCUCUCGGAUGACCCUUCUUGAGAAGAUCGGCCAAAUGACCCAGAUCGAGCGCAGCGUUGCCACUCCUGCCGCCAUUAAAGACCGCUUCAUAGGGAGUAUACUGAGCGGGGGUGGUAGCAAGCCUUUUGAGAAUGCAAAAUCAGCCGACUGGGCUGACAUGAUCGACGGCUUCCAGAAGGCGGCUCUGGAAACCCGCCUCGGCAGUCCCAUUAUCUACGGAACCGAUGCAGUUCAUGGCAACAACAAUGUCUAUGGAACUACCAUUUUCCCUCAUAACAUUGGCCUUGGAGCCACUAGAGAUGCUGAUUUGGUUAGGAAGAUCGGGGAGGUAACAGCUCUUGAAGUUAGGGCAGGAGGAGCCCAUUAUGCAUUUGCUCCUUGUGUUGCUGUUAGCAGGGACCCUAGAUGGGGAAGAUGCUAUGAGAGUUAUAGCGAAAACACCGAAAUUGUCAGAAAAAUGACCUCCCUUGUUACAGGAUUGCAGGGACAGCCCCCUGAAGGGCAUCCCAUAGGCUACCCAUUUCUGGCUGGAAGAAAAAAUGUUCUUGCAUCUGCAAAGCAUUUUGUAGGAGAUGGGGGUACUGAGAAUGGUACAAAUGAGGGGAAUACUAUAGCAUCCUAUGAUGAUUUGGAGAGAAUCCACAUGGCACCAUAUCUUGAUUGUCUUGCUCAAGGAGUUUGCACUGUGAUGGCAUCAUACUCUAGUUGGAAUGGCAAGCGAAUGCACACCAACGAUUUUCUUCUUACUGAAGUUCUGAAAAAUAAGCUGGGAUUCAAGGGGUUCGUGAUUUCAGACUGGGAGGCAUUGGACCGGCUUUAUGUCCCUCAUGGUUCAAAUUACCGAGAAAGCAUCCUCUCCACUGUAAAUGCUGGAAUUGAUAUGGUAAUGGUUCCUUUUAGAUUCGAAUUGUUUCUGGAUGAGUUUCUGUCUCUUGUUGAGUCUGGAGAGAUAUCAAUGGCCCGGAUUGAUGAUGCUGUUGAGAGAAUCCUGAGAGUCAAAUUCAUUGCUGGAGUUUUUGAGGAUCCCCUGAGUGAUAGAUCUUUACUAGAUCUAGUUGGUUGUAAGGCACAUAGAGAAUUAGCACGUGAAGCUGUUCGCAAGUCCUUGGUUUUGUUAAAGAAUGGAAAAGAUCCAAAGAGACCUUUGCUCCCUCUAGACAAGAAGGCCAAAAGAAUUCUUGUUGCUGGAACACAUGCUGAUAAUCUUGGAUAUCAAUGUGGCGGGUGGACAAUUACCUGGGAAGGGACAACUGGCAGAAUCACUGAGGGUACAACUAUUUUGGAAGCAAUAAAAGAAGUGAUGGACGACAAGACAGAAGUGAUAUACGAACUAAAUCCUACUCCAGAAACAUUUUCUGGUCAAGAUUUCUCCUUUGCCAUUGUAGCUGUGGGUGAAGGUCCAUAUGUUGAGACAGGUGGUGAUGAUCCAGAACUCAAAAUUCCUUUUAAUGGAAGUGAGUUGGCGAGCUUAGUCGCUGAUAGAGUUCCAACAUUAAUGAUUCUGGUUACUGGACGGCCUUUGAUUUUAGAGCCAUCACUUCUGGAAAAAUUGGAUGGCCUGGUUGUUGCUUGGUUGCCUGGAACAGAAGGCAAGGGAAUCACAGAUGUUAUCUUUGGAGAUUAUGCAUUUCAUGGACGACUUCCCAUGACAUGGUUUAGAAGCGUUGAUCAGCUUCCAGUACACGCCGGUGAGAAUUCAUCUGACCCUCUGUUCCCGUAUGGCUUCGGGUUGACAUGUUAAAGGCCGGGAAUACGAACUGAUACACUCGAAAUUUGUCAAUGCCAAUGGACAUAAUUUAAACUAACUAAAGGAUGUGGCUGUUCAAAACUUUCAUGUUAUGAUUUCAGAGUUGCAUUCUAGCCGGCCAAUGGACUUGGCUAACGAGAAACUUUGUUAUGGGUCUUAUAUUUCUUGUUCUUGUAGUCUCUACAUGAUUAUCCAUAUGCUUGUGGUGAGUCGUAUCAGGUACUUUUCUCCAAGCGAAGUCAUCAACUUGGCCAAGUAGAGAGUUUAUUAUGUCUCUUAAAUAAAUUGUUGUGCUUAUAGUC